GCUCCACUCAUUCCUUUUUCUCUUUUCUCUGAAGGCACAAUUCUUAAUCUAACAUUCCAGAUCAUAAAAUAAAUUGCCUUUCCAACAACAUAACUAAUACAAUUGCUUACCAGAUUACAUCAUAUAAGAAAAUUCAGAACUAUGUAAGCAGUAUAUUAAAAACUUGAAAUAGGCCCAAUAAAAAUCUUUCUUUCUUUCUGGACCCCUUCACCAGGUCCAACAUUCUCCUGGGGCCACUCCCAACCCUCUAGACUGGCUUUUUUUGUAUUAUCUAUGCUAGCCCGUCAUAGUCUUUUACUGGUCUGAUAGCCUCGGGCUACAUCCAGAUUCCCAACCUCAAUGCCACUCCCAAUCUAGGCACGUGGUCGAAGGCGGCCUAGAGCCUGCCUAGAUGCGUUGUGUGGAAAGGUAAGAGACAGCAAGGAAAAGGCCUUAACCUCCCUCUGUCUCAGUCCACCCCUAACUAGGGCUGGGAGCAAAGGGGACAAAUUCCAAGAGGGAGGGAGGGAGGCAAGGAGGCAGAGAGGAAGGGAGGGGAGAAGAUAGGAAAGGACGAGGCAUGGGUGUCUUGACCCAUCCUUCCUGAAGAGGGGUGGAGCCCACUUCUGGCCAGAAACUUCUAAUCCUCUGGACUUUCUCGGUAAUCAACUUUCUUGAUACUAAAUUUUAGGCGUCAAGCUUAUUUUUAACAAUGGUUCUCAGUAAACAUAGAUGAGAGGAACAGAUCUCACAGGACAAGGGGCUGUAUAACAAGAAGAAGCCAGAGGGAACAGAAGGAAGGAAGGAAGGAAGAAGGAAGGAAGGAAAGAAAGGGAGAGAUUUUGCAUGUGGUCAUUGGCUUGGGAAAUAAUCCUGUAGGUCCGUGAAACAGAGAGGAAAGGGUAGGGACAAACAGACUGAAAGUUUAGGCUCCCCAAAAGAGAGGGGAGUGAAAGCCAGGUGCUGAGAGAGAGAAUGAGGAGAUGGGGGCUGGAUAGUUCUAACUGCUCUAUCUAGGGAGGGUCAACUGCUGGAAUGGUUAACCUGGGGCCAUCUGAGCAGCAGCCAAUCACAGUGCCUGGCAGGAAAUACCUGCUUGGGAGAUUCCCCAAGAACUCUACAGCCCAGCCCUGCCCUGGCCCAGGACUUCUUGUGGCCAGCUGCAGUGCAGUCCUCUUCUUUCUCCUCUUCCUGAGACCAAGAUCUACACCAGGAGGCUCCCACUCCCCGCUUCAACCAGGCCCCCAGAGAUCCAUAGUCCAGCCCCCAAGACCACACCUCCACCUCCAGGAAAUCUUUAGCAACCCCCCCCCCCCCCCAAACCUACCCUGAUCCUUGUCAAGAGUCUUCUGGAAACUUGAGUUAUGUGGAGUGUGGUCUGUCUCUGGCUGGGGGCAUGGCUGGGGAUAGCCCUGGGGACAACCCCAACACCUGCCAGCCUACUGACCGUGCUCACCUCCAACCAAAGUUCUAUGGACCAGAAUGCCAUGGGCUCCCUAUUAAAUAGACUGGCGGCCCGUGUGCACUGCCUAGAUGAGCCGUGUGGAAAGUGCAUGACCGUGGAGAAUGCCUUGACCCUGGCAGGGCAGGGUUGGAUUCUGAGUUCCCAGAAUGUUACCAAAUUCUGUGCCGGGAUCACUCUCUACCUCAGGGAUCCAGAGGGCACUUGUGCUGCUAUCCAGGUUGGCAGUUGGGGCUCCCAGGCAGAGAGCCUCCUGGCUUCCUUGGCCUCUGCUGGGGCCAAUUACCCCAACAUCCUAAACCAACUUCUUCAGCAGAUCCAAGGGCACUACCAAGGAGAGCCAGGCGAGAGUUGUGUGGACAUACACCAGAUUUUGGAGGAAGCAGCAGGAGCCCCAGGGACUGAAGGCCAAAGUCCAAGCCGGGCUCUGGCUGUCCUCCUGGACCACGCCCUAGCUGGGUCCUGCUUCCACGUCCUGCCCAGUCCCCAGUACUUUGUUGAUUUCGUCUUCCGACUUCAUGGCGAUGAGUCACAGAACCUCACUCUAUCUGAGUUGCAGGCUCUGAUGAGCCAGCUGCAUGUGGGGAAGGAGACUGAGGUCCAUCCCCAUGGCAGCAAUGAAGAGCACCAGCACCAGCACAGAGAGCACAGCCUGGAAGGGAGGGCUAGCCGCCAGACAAGGACUCCUCCAAAGGCCCACCUGGGGGACUCUGACAGCGUAUGGGACACGGUAUGCCUGAGUGCCUCUGAUGUCCUGGAGGUGUAUGGGAUAUCAGAAAAGGAAGGCGUGUCCCCACAUGCCUGGGCCCAGCUUAGCCCAGCCCUACUCCAGCAGCAGCUCAGUGGGGCCUGCCUAGUAGAUGUGCACUUCCCUGCCCAAGGGGACCUCAGUGUCACCGAAAAAUACCUAUAUAGCUCCCUAGCCACACUGAUCAUCUGCCUCGCCUCCCUCUUUGGCCUGGUGAUUGUGUUCUGCGCCUCCUGCAAAAAUGUCUCCCACUACGUCAUCCAAGCCUUCCUGGGCAUGGCCGUGGGUUCCCUCACUGGAGAUGCCGUGCUUCAUCUCAUCCCUAAGGUGCUAGGCCAACAUUCCCAUGGGGAGGAAAGCAGCGAGCAUGAGAGUCCUGAGUUUGUGUGGAGGCUCUUGGGUGCAUUGGGUGGCUUCUAUGCCUUAUUCCUCCUUGAGAACCUCUUCAACAUCCUGACGUCCCGGCCUUCAGAGGACAAAGAGGACAACAGCACCUGCAACCACAGCCAUGGAAUGUCCCUGCAGCUGGUGACGGAUGAACUGUCACACCAGAGGCAGCCACAGCAGCAGGAAGGCUCGAGGACAGACCUGGUAUCAGAUGGCAACCCAGAGCUUUCUGAUAAGGAUCACAAAAAACUGAACCGAGAGCUGCAGCUUCUCCCCUACAUGAUCACCCUUGGAGAUGCCAUUCACAAUUUUGCGGAUGGGUUGACUGUGGGCGCUGCCUUUACUGCUUCAUGGAAGACGGGUCUGGCCACCUCCCUGGCUGUUCUGUGCCAUGAGGUGCCCCAUGAACUCGGCGACUUUGGUGCCCUGCUCCAUGCAGGGCUGUCCGUGAGUCGUGCCCUGCUGCUGAACUUGGUGUCGAGCUUGACGGCCUUUGCUGGGCUCUACGUGGCUCUGGGGAUCGGGUCCAAUGAGCAAAGUGAGAUCUGGAUCCUCGCGGUCGCCAUUGGGCUCUUCCUCUAUGUGGCACUCUGUGACAUGCUGCCGUCGAUGAUGAACGAGAAGGACAAGAGGCCCUGGCUGCUCUUCUUCCUGCACAAUCUGGGGCUCCUCAGCGGCUGGGCCAUCCUGCUGGUACUGUCUUUGUACGAGGAGAACAUCACCUUCUGAUCCCUCGCUCGCUUCGUCGGCAGCCUGCCUGACACCUGACCCUUCACCGCCCACCCUCUACUCUCUACUACUCUCUGACUCUGAAUCAGACUCAGCAUAGCCCUCUGGCCUCUGGCCUCUGACCCCUUCUGUCACCUUGCACAGUGCACUAGAUACUUCUCUGGGAUGCUCUUUGAUGAUACCUGAAUUGAGGUGCCCCCAGGUUUCCUCUUCGCCCCCAUCACUCUCUGGAUCUUUCAGGAUCCACUCAUUAGAGCCUCAGAGAAAAUGUCUACAAAAUUCUUUCAGCACAUCCUAAAAUGCAUACAUAACUUCCCCCUGAAGGGCGAGGAGGGAUCUGUCCCCUGCCCCUCACUGCUUUCUAACCUCCAGUGACCUCGAGAUCCUACACAUCAGCUUUUUGUUCCUGGUCCUCAGCCCCUCAGGCCUCUGGGAAUUCCUGCUGCACCCUCUCUGCUAGACACAGGGGAGCAGGGAGAGCAGAAUAACCCAGGGCGAGUUCCAGAGGGGGCCCCUGCCUCCACUUCAUGUAACCCUUAUAAACCUGUUUUUUCCUUUUUUGGGCUGCUUUGGUCUCCUGCCCUUCAAUGGGAAGGAGGAGGGGGAGAAUGAAAGGAUGGAGGGAGCCCAGUGUGGAAGGGGGAGCAGGAUGGAGUGGUGGACAGACACACAAUGCCUGCACGGAGUGGGGGUGAUGGGGUAUGGGCCCAAGCCGAGACCUUUGCCCCUUGCCCCCACAAAGAAUCUGGCUCCCAUUUGUCUACAGGCCCCUGAAAACCCUUAAACUUUUCUUACUCAUAACUGUCUCAAACAGUUCCUUAUCCACUGCCUUAUCUCCCUUUGAAUGCCCUAGCCCCACCUUUUGGUUUUAUUCAGAUGCCUUUCAAACUUCUUCCUUCCAUUCCUUCCCUUCAUUAUCUAUUCCCAUCAUCUAUUCAAUCUCUCAAGAUGUUCCAAAUUGGAGUUCUCACCUGGUCACCCAAAAUUACUUGAGUGUAUAUAAGAUCCACUCUGGCCCCCAUUUAAACACUUGAGACUUUCUCAUGCCCCCUCGUCCUUAUGGGCAUUACUAACGUUCAGAUUCCUUAAGAGUCUGGCCUGUGUGAUUUUAAUAAACUUUUUC
Messenger RNA from Vombatus ursinus (common wombat), 4428 nucleotides. RefSeq names its product solute carrier family 39 member 4 (gene SLC39A4). Gene Ontology annotation, molecular function: zinc ion transmembrane transporter activity. The transcript has 12 exons. Gene Ontology annotation, cellular component: membrane. NCBI's taxonomy places the organism in Eukaryota, Metazoa, Chordata, Mammalia, Diprotodontia, Vombatidae. Gene Ontology annotation, biological process: zinc ion import across plasma membrane; intracellular zinc ion homeostasis. The coding region runs from base 1344 to 3305 and encodes 653 amino acids. The record is from RefSeq and is a predicted model, not a curated record.